Molecule: messenger RNA, 2337 nt
Organism: Lottia gigantea (owl limpet)
Lineage: Eukaryota; Metazoa; Mollusca; Gastropoda; Lottiidae
Exons: 11
Coding region: 1-2337 (778 amino acids)
Biological process (GO): homophilic cell-cell adhesion
Cellular component (GO): plasma membrane
Molecular function (GO): calcium ion binding
Source: RefSeq, a predicted model, not a curated record
AUGAGGCGAGUGAUGUUUGUUUUCAUCUUCUUUUUCUUGUUUCAGAAAACUUAUGGGGGUACAGUUGUCAAAUUCAACACCACUUCAAAUCAUAUGGUAAUAACAGACAACAAUGUUGAUAUUCAAAACUCAUAUUUCAUGCGAUUUAGUGUACAUGCAUGCUAUGAUCAACUGUUACGUCUAGGGAGUGUCGGACACCUAGCUUCAAACUCUUAUUUUCUGGAGGUAGUGUUAACGCAUAGUUAUAUAGGUAUUAGAGAUAAUUGUGGGUCUUGUGGAGUAUCAAAUGUCAAAUAUCUUAAAACUUUCGAUUGUUCAAACAGUUUUAAGUUCUGGAUGUCUUGGUCAGAGCCAGGUGUAGUGGAAAUCGGUACAGAUUAUGAUAUCAAUCAGAACUUAGUGACAAGGUACCAAUCAAACACUCCAUUUAAUGUGGAGUUUAUCACUCUUCGGUCAUAUUAUAGACCUGGCUAUUGGAAUGUCAUAAAAGAUGAUCCACCUGACGUUCUCUAUCCAAAUCCUACAGGAACAACAACCGUGUAUGUGAAUGAGACCAUGCCCAGUGAUUCACCAAUUCUGAGUGUGGUCGUGACAGACCCCGAAAAUGACAGCAUCGCGAUAGUUUUGCUGACUCAUACAGAAUUAUUUGAUAUCUAUAAUGAAUCUUUAAUUUUGAAAGGGAAGCUAGACUAUGAGACAACUACAUCAUACAAUAUAUCACUGAGCAUAACUGAUGGUUUAAACAAGGUGCUUGUUUGUCUUAGUCUGAUUAUAGUAGACGUUAUUGAUGAACCACCUAGUUUAUUCGUCGCAGAUAACUUUGAAUUAGAAGAAGAACUCGCAAUUGGUACAGAACUUAGUGGUCUUUAUAAUGUUACUGAUGCAGAUGAUGCCGACACAUUGGAGUUCGUCUUAGAAGGUGAAGACUCUUAUAAAUUCGAUAUGCACACCAAUACCGGGACCAUCGUAGUCAAGGAUCGGAUAGACAGAGAAGCUUUUAAUUCAUUUGAUCAACUAGGGCCAUUAGUUAUCAAAGUAGUAGACUCUUCAGGGUUUACUAGCCAAGCUUCAUUAAAUAUAACUGUAAUGGAUAUCAACGACAAUCCACCAGUGUGUGUUGUUUCUCCAGAACGUGUCACAGUUUAUGAAGAUCAUUCCUCAGAGACACCAAUCGCUAAUAUGAGUUGUAUCGACGAAGACUUACCGAACAAUACGCAUAUUACUUAUUCAGCAAUUUCUCCAGAGCAUUUAAUCAACGGUAUACGGUUUGAAAAUGACAUUUUAGUAGCCGACGAAGGUGCUUUUGAUCUGGAAAUUCUAAAACAAAACAACAUCUCUCUGGUUAUUCAGAUUAACGACACUCAGAAUCCAGUUCAUAACAAUUCGGUAUAUUUAAACUUGUUGAUAGAGAUCCUCAGUGUGAAUGAAUAUAAACCAACUUUCCUUUCUAAUGCAAAUGAAUCACAGAAACUGAUAACUUUGUGGAGUACCGUUCAACCGGGAGAGUUGGUGCACACUGUAUCUGCACACGACGAUGACUGGGGAACAGAUGGCAUUAUAACAUACUCCAUAACUAACAUAUCAUUUGAAAAUGACAUGACGAACCAUAGUAUAAAAGAUCUGUUAAGUAUCAAUUCAAUCACCGGCGAUAUCACCGUUAAUCGUAUCCUGGUCGACUGUACCAACACCACUUUAUAUCUAACUGUAGUAGCAACAGAUGGUGCUCUAUUGGCUAGGAGUUCAUUUCUGGAGAUCUCAUUCGUCAUAAAGGAUGCUUCAUUCUACUGGCCUAUUCUAGAAAAGGAACUGUUUACCGUGAAUGUUUCAUGUUACCAACAUCUAGAUGUUUCAAUUCUUCGCAUUGCAACAUCAAACCCUGAAGUAACAGUACCCGUUGUUUUUUCAAUGGAGCAGCACACAGACAAACAAUUUUUACUUAUCAAUGAAACAACUGGUGAUGUGAUUCUUGUUCAUCGACCAGAAACCGUUCCGUUUUGGAUCGUCAGUACACUCUGUGUAGCUAAUCCACUGGCAACUACCAAGUUUUCCAUUGGUUACCUUAUCAUGGAAUUUCCAUCAUGCACUUCAGGAACCUUUCCGACAAAUUCAACUGCCGAUCAAACUAAUGACUCGGCUGGUGAUACCUUCUGGGAGUUUCUUGAUGCGCUGCAGAAAAUAAUUCUAAUUAUUCUGUGUGGAGUGGAGACCCUUUUACUGGUCUGCAUAGGAAUUGUUUACCUCAUAAAAGUAAAGAAGUGCAGAACGUCAAAUGUUCAUCCACAUCAAGAUAAUGAUCCUCUGCGACCAAGUUCAAGAGAGUUUAGUAUAAUGUGGUAG